UGUUUACAGGUCUGCAGGCUAUGGAGGAAUCUAAUACUACGUCUUAGAUGGUUGAGAUUGGAGUCUUUUCAUAGAAAAUAUCAUCAUAGACCAGAAUAUACAGGUGAAAUGGGAGAUAACCUUGGAUUGGACAGGUUUAGUAUUCUGAUAACAGUUUGUUCUCCUGUGCUUCUAGCCGGGGUCGGAGUAUACCUUCCUAUCAGAAGUUGUGAGUCUGGUCUACGUGUAUCUGUUGAUCUGAUAGAACAUGGAACAGCUAGCUCAGGUCCAGCCGGAGAUAUGGUCGCCAGCAGAUCACUUUAUAUAUCCAGAUCUAGCUUAGCAACAUGGCCACACAAGUUUAGAGGAGCUAAAUUGGUUCAGAUUGAGGCUGAAGGAGAUCAAUGUAAGGAAGAUCCAGGACGAGGUCUUCAUCCUCUUCCAGUAAUGUUCGACCAACUAGUUGAACUUCAGACAAGUAUAAGAUAUAUGCUAACAUUGUGCUUGGACAAAGAAAACGAAGAUCAUCAAGAAUCCGAAACACUAGGUUCAGUUUGGGGAUUCCAGGGCCCCCCUCCAAGCAGAAAAAUAGAGGAGGAAGAGAAUUAUUUUAGGUGGUUCCAGGUUAAACGGCCUGGUUCAACAUCUUCAGGGUCAAAUAAACAGUUCCCGAUUAUAUAUUAUUUAUCUUAGUUAUUAAAAAUAUAUUUAUAAUAUAUAUAUUAUAUAUAAUAUAAAUAUUUGUUUUUACUUGCAAAGUUUUCUUAUAAGUUAAUGAAUUUCUUUAAUACCAAUUCUAUUAAUAGUUUAACUCAUUCUCUUACAUUGCUAUAAUUAAACUUAUCGAUCUUAUACGUUUUAAGGGUUUGAAUUACAUCUUCCUAAGAUUUACAAUCUCUGUUUAAAUUUUAAUUUUCAGCUCGUUGUCAAAACAAUAUUUUGAUGUUACUUAAAAAGUGUUAACCAUUAAACUUCCCACUUUUGAAAGUAAAUACAAAUUCAAAAAGACACUGUUUGCUUUUUGCCUAUUCUUUUCAUUCUUUGAUAAUUAAUUACUUUUAUUUCUUUGCGAAAAAAUAUAAAUAAGCGUUGUUUGAUCUUAUUUUACUGUUUUGGAAACAAUUCCUUUAAACUUUCUUCAUACACCCAUUCUUGCCAUUGUGAUUCUGCACUUAAUGAACCAAUAUUUGCUCAGUUUAUUUAAAUAUAAUAAAUCUAUUAGGUAU
Molecule: messenger RNA, 1205 nt
Organism: Eurytemora carolleeae
Lineage: Eukaryota; Metazoa; Arthropoda; Copepoda; Calanoida; Temoridae
Exons: 9
Coding region: 109-672 (187 amino acids)
Source: RefSeq, a predicted model, not a curated record